Aquila chrysaetos chrysaetos is the source of this 4054-nucleotide messenger RNA. It is a transcript of the gene C13H8orf58, whose product is annotated as chromosome 13 C8orf58 homolog. The record is from RefSeq and is a predicted model, not a curated record. Lineage: Eukaryota; Metazoa; Chordata; Aves; Accipitriformes; Accipitridae.
CCUUUGCCCGGGGAUGCUGCGCCGCCGCGGAGCCUUCAGCGUGGAGCCGCUCCGCGGCCGCGAUGGUCCCUGGGAGACGGCGGAGAGCUGCGUGGUCCACACCUCCGCCAGCGUCUACCGCCGGCUGCAGGAGAGCCCGCGGCAGCCCCCGGGGGGGAUGAACGCCUGGGGACCCCCCCCACCGCCACCCAUCUCCCCUGGCAGCCCCCCGGCGAGCGGGAGGCUCCUCAAGUCAGAGUCGGAGGAUUCCGGAGUGGAGAUGGCCAGCAACGACCACUCGCCUCCCACCCCUUUGGGCUCCGAGAGCAGCUUUUCCCUUGACGGCUUCCCACCGAGAAGAACCCCCCCCGGAGAGGAGCCGGGUACCGAACCCCCCCGGCCAUCCCGCAGCCGCUCGGCCAGCAAAAAGCUGGUGCAGGCAGCGCAGCGUAGCAGGAGGCAGCGGGGACCCGGGCGCUGCCCGCGACAGUUCGGCCGACGCAGCGCCAACACGGCCGACCUACAGGCAGAGCCGGCGUGGGACCCCCGGGAGCCGGAGGAGCCCAACGUGGAGGAUCCCGAGGGAUCGGCUGUGCCGGAGAUGGUGCUGCCUGUGCCGGGGCAGGGGUUGCGGUACUUGGAGCACGUGUGCCAGAUGUUGGAGCGCCUGGCCCGGUUGCAGCAGGACAACCGGAUCCUCCGGCAGCAGGCGGCGGAUGCCCGGCGCACCCGCCCUGACACCACGCCCACCCGGGAGCCUCCGGGGCAGGAUCUGGCCGUGUGGAGGGGCGAGCGGUUCCGCCCGCGCUCCUGCUCGGACAGCCAGGCGCCAGCGCCCGACCCCGGGCCGUGCCGGAGGAUGUGGGGGUACUCGGCCAGCUCCCCCAGCCUGCUGGACCCCUCCGAGAGCGGGGUGGGCACCCCGACACCGGACAAGGACGGGCGCUCGCACUGGGGCCGGGUGAAGGUGCUGCUCACCCGCCUGACCCGCCGCUCGCUGCGGGGCGGCCGAUGCAGGUAGAGCCGGGGGGGGUCCCGGUCCCGCCGCCGACCCUGGACGGAGGAGCUGCGCUGCACCUAUUGCAUCACACCCCACCCUAUGACGUCACGCCCACCCGGGGCCGGUCCCCGGCCCGGCGCACAUCCCCCCCCCCCCCUUCCCCCCCCCCCCCCGAAUAAAGCCUUUUCACUACCAAAGAGGCGGCUCUUUGCGAGGUGAUGUGCAGUUGCGCGGUGUGACGUCACUCUCCUCGGCCCGGCGUGACGUCACGCGAGGGCGCGUCACGGCCGCAUCACUUCCGAACGGCUUUUCCGUCCCUUUUGUCCUCCCGGUCCCGGUCCCAUGGCCCAGUUCAAGCGGCUGCCACCCCCCCCCCCCCCAAUACACUCCGCGUUCUCCCCCGAGCCCCCUCCCCAGGUCAGCUCCGGGGGGGGGGGGUCCCCGCUGCCUCGGGGGGGGCUAAAGAGUGUGUGUGUCCCCCCAAAGACCUCCCCGCUGAGCCCCCUGCUCCUCGCCGAGCUGCUGCCGCAGCAGCGUAUCCCGCAGCCCCUCCCGAGACCCCCGGCACCGCUCCCGCCCGUGCCAUCCCUGGGCAGCAGCAGGGCAUCCUCGGAGCCCGGCCCCUGCACCUGCUCCAGCCUCCUGCAUCCCACCGCUUCUUCCCGGGAAACUGAACCUCUUCCCAUCACCCCCAUCCACUCGUUUGAGCCACCUGGGGAGAUGCCUGGGGUGAGGACCAAAGGGCAGGAGCGACUCGGGCAGAUGCCCCUUCUGUGACGCUGGGGAGAUGCUACGGCAGCAUCCAGCUGCCCCGUGGCUUCUAUCACCUCCGCCUGGGCUGGCUGGACGCCUUCCCCCUCACCGGUGGUACCCCAGCCACAUCCUGGUGGCCGAAUCCGAGGAGGAUGCUGAGGUCGCUCCAGAUGAUGCUCAUUCUGCUUUCAGGGCCAAGGUGAGGAGGAGGGAGGUCUGCUCUCGGCGCAGGGGCCUGUGGCUCUCUCGCCCAGGUGAUGGCCCCGGUGCCUCUGGAUCACCUGGAGCAAGGGAAGGCUCCUGAGCACCCAACAAAGAAAAUAGAGUUGUGGAUCCAGGUGUGUGCUGGACUUUGCAGUCCUGGUAAGGGCUAAUUCACCUAGUUUUGCUGCAUUUACUGCUGGACUGGUUGUGGGAUGGCUUCUGCAAAACCUGGCUGUGUCCCCUGAGGGUCUUGUCCCCAAGGGGGACGGGGGCUUUGGGGAGGAAGGGGGACAGUCGGGAUCCUGUGAUGGCAACCGGGCUCACCGCCUGUCUCUGCCUAGUCCCUGUUGGGAAGGAAAGAGGACGAAGCUGUGCUCCUCGGUAGGGAACGGUCCUCAUCACGGGGUGGCCCCAUCCUGAUGCUGACCCCACAGUCCUGGUGUGCACGGCUGUUUGCAUGGCACAGGCUGCGUUGGACCUGAGCGGCUGCACAAAGCGGUUCUUGGACAGGGCUGUGUUUUGGAGAAGGAGAGGUCCCGCUCUGGGUGACAGCUCCCAGCACCUUCUCCUCCCGCUCUCACCUAAACAGGGCAGUUUUUAGCAGGAGAUGGAGGCCAUCGAGCAGCAAAGACCACCGAGCUACUGCUGGAGCCCGAAGCCCCCGGGGAACCAGCCCUCGUGGCCCAUCCCCACCUGGCCAGGCAGGACAGGCAGGCUGCCUGCUCCAACAUCUCCCUCUUCACCCUGCUGCAGCACAGGAGGCAGUGGGAGAAGCUCUCCUCCGAGGUAGUUUCGGCACAGCACGGGUGGGCAGGUCCCCUGUGCCCCUCUCCCUCCCCGAAGCAGCCGUGAUGGUGGCUGAGCUUUUCCAGGAGAUGCUGCAGCGGGAUUUUUGGCUACAAGAACUACAAGGCGCUGCCGGUCUUGCUGGAGAAAGAAGAGCCACCAGAGACCAGGAACCUGGAGCCAAGAAAGGGCUGCCGACACGGCAGAGGAGGAGGCUGAGCAGAUGUAGGUACAUAGCCAGGGGGGAACCCGGUGUCCCUGGUGCAGUCCCACUCAUCCUGGGAAUUCUCAGCGCGGUCUGCACCCCGCUCUGCAGCGCUGGUGUUUUGGGGAGCUUGACCUCUCCCAUCCCUAAUGCACAUCUGUGUUUUAGCAGGCCAAGGCUGUGGACCCAAGCAUUGUCCUGCCCCUGGAUGCUCUCCUAGCCUUUGUGUACUUCAAUUUUGAAUUUCUGUGGCUACCUGUACCAAGGGGAAGAGGAGUUCUUCGGUAGGCGUAGGGAUGAUGGGGGGGUUUCGUGGAGCCUGUGCUGCCGGAGAUCGUGUGGUGGGCGAUGAGUCGUUCUUGUCCCAGGAAAACUCCCUCGGCUGCCUCCUGCCCUGGCCCAGGUCUCCCACAGUGUCACGGUGUUCAGCCUGGGGAAGGUGCUGGAGAAAGCAGAGCAGCCGACUCCAUCUGGAGAGCAAAAUCCAUGCGCUGGAGGUCAAGCUGGACUAAUGACUGCUUAGAGGAACAAGCAUCCACCAGAUCUCCACCAGGACCAAGCGAAGUCGCUGCCCGCCUGGAUGUCACGCAGCGGGGUCACGGAUGGUGGCAGGGUCCCUGUGAGCCUUUUCUGUCCCGGCCCUCUCCCUGCAGAGAUGGGCUUGAGCUGGCUCCCACCCCAGGGAUGCAGAGCCAGGGCAGCCGUAGGGAUGCGCAGGGUUUGCUCUGAUGGGUUGUUUGCAUUUAAUGGAAACCUCUUAAGUAGGAAAUCUUGUGUGUGUCUGAGACGGGGCACGGGCCGUCUCGGUGCUCUGAGCUGGAUGCACAAGUCGGGGACAGACUGGCUUGUUUAGGAUGGAGGGACCCAAACACGGGGGCUGGUGCUCGCUGUGCCGCAGGCUGCCCAGCUCGGAGGAAUCUCUGGAUGCAGCCGUGCCCGUAGCUGUUUCUUCGCUGCAGUUAUCCGCUCCGCACUGUGCCGGCCCCGUAACGGCUGUCCAGCCCCUUGUCCCAUGCAGCAGCGGCGGCGGAGGGCAGCAGCGAAGGCUCCUGCAGCCUCUCCAUAUGGUGAAAGGUUCGAAUUCACUGUAUUCGACUGUAAAAUUGUAUUUCUUGUGCUUUGCUGAA